Adineta ricciae is the source of this 258-nucleotide messenger RNA. The record is from the annotation of a GenBank genome assembly. Lineage: Eukaryota; Metazoa; Rotifera; Eurotatoria; Adinetida; Adinetidae.
AUGCACCAACCACUUCAACAGAGUCGCCGACGUCGACCCAUGCACCAACCACUUCAACAGAGUCCCCAACAACAACACAAGCACCAACCACUUCAACAGAGCUCCCAACAUCGACCCAAGCACCAACCACUUCAACAGAGUCGCCGACGUCGACCCAUGCACCAACCACUUCAACACAGCUGGCGACAUCGACACAAACAACGACAUAUCCGUCUACUUCUAUACAGUUAUCAACCUCAACAGAUCUACUUACUUUAA